Messenger RNA from Seminavis robusta, 4029 nucleotides. Lineage: Eukaryota; Bacillariophyta; Bacillariophyceae; Naviculales; Naviculaceae. The record is from the annotation of a GenBank genome assembly.
ACAGGCAGCGAACAACGCAGCACCGAUGGAGGCGAUACGAGUGAAUCCACAUUAGCGGGAGACUCGAUCAAUGUUCCGGCGGUCGCUCGACGACGCGUGACUACAACAACAACAACAACUGCUACUACUCACACGACGAACAACAGCAGCGGCAGUGAAACCAACGACAACCGCCGUGUGAGCGGAGGCGGUGAAUCUAGUAGUGCUCCACCUGUGCUGCCGCUUCACCAUCGCCGUGAAGCAAGCUUGGGCUGUGAAAGCGAUCAAACCACUUGUACAGCUCCUUCUCCAAAUACCAUCAUGGAAGAAGCGGCGGCUCCUGUGGUGCCAUUGCAUCGAAGACAUUUAGCAGCCAACAAUAGUACUACUCCAGGCUCUUUGCCUUCUCUAUCGCUCCCUUCUUCGCCCAGCAGGGGAGCACUGGCAUCAUCAGAGGAGGAGAGUGUGGCAGAAUUCGAAGAUGUCAGCGAAGAAGUUUCCGUUGCGGAGUUGAGUGAAUGUGAGGGAUCCUGCUCCAGUAUCGAGACCACGGCAAGAAACAUUGAAGAAAUCGAAAACAACCACAAUCCACUUCCAAGCAAGGUGGCCGUCGUGCCGGCCAGAACGGACUCGUCAACAAUCUGCUCCACUUCCACUACUGGACGACGUCCCGCCAAAAAGAAAAAGAAAAAAUCUACUACCUUUAUUACGAGCACAUCCUCCUCUUCGACAACCAAGGAUGUACGAUUGAAAGUUGUCGAUCGCAGUACCACUAGUAUGAGUCAAGACCACAGCAGCACGCCAACUUCCAAUACUGGCGUGGCCGCUGCUAACAGUGUCAGAGGAGAAGGAAAUUCCGCUUCGCAACCAUCGCCUCCUGUUUUAAGCGCCAUCAAAAUUUUAGCAGCGCAACCCGCUACAGAGGGACCCACUGUGGCAUCGCAACACAGCGAUGUUCAUCGACCCAUGUCACUCCCCAAAUUCUCAAACCCAGAAAAUUGCAUGUGGACAUCCACACACGCCGCAAAUUGCCCUUCGGAAGAUCGAAGCUCUUCGCUCGUCAAUGUAUUGCUACAACCAUUGCCACCCAACUUUGAUUCCGAAACACAAUUACCACCGCUCGAACCGGACUACAGUACGCUCAUUCGUCUCAGUCUGUGGUCCGUCAUUGAUGGUCACGGAGGAGGAUGUGUGGCGACGUACGCUUCGGAGGUACUCUUGCCACAUAUUGCUGCAUCCAUUUCAAGAGCACUCGGGUGUGCCAUUGUCGAUCGAGGAGUCUGUACGGUCAAUGGUCAAUUGCGAGAUGCCAAUGCGUUAGACCUCGAUGGACUCAUCAAAACGUCCGAUCGAGGAUCUCUGGGAAACCCAAAUUCUAUUCACUAUCGAUCGCCGUUUGAACGCUCGGACAGUGAAGAGGAAGACGAAAUAAUGGAUGCCGUGACGACAGCCAACAAUAGCGCACCACCUCCCCCUCCGAACCGAUCACCGCCCGCUACGGACGAAGAAGACAACAAUCCAAUGAGUAGUGACAACAACGACGGCGACAGCAAACGGGGGGUGCUUCAGACCGCAGCGUCGCGCCGACGGUCACUACCCGCUGGUACAGAUGAAGAAGACAACCAUCCAAUGAGUAGCGACAAUAAUGACGGCGACAGCAAAAUGGGGGUUCCACUGAUUCAGGCCGCAGGGUCGCGCCGACGAUCAUUACCCGCUACAGAUGAAGAAGACAACAAGACAAUGAGUAGCGACAAUAACGACGCCGACAGCAAACGGGGGGUUCCACUUCUUCAGGCAUCAGGGUCCGCGUCUCCACACCCGGGCAGUGCCUCGGUUAGCUCCGUGAAAACUUCUGUAAAAACGGCAGCAUCCGAAAAGCACCAAGAGGCUCGAGUAGGAACUCAUUCUCCAAGGGAAGUGGCCGCCAUUACACAGGCAAUUACCGAAUCAUUCUUGGCCGUCGAUGAAGGUUGGAUUAAUUCCAUUGACCCUGUCGCUACCCACCAAACCUCGUGUCAAAGCAAUGGCCGAUGGAAUUCGGGGGCAUGUGCGUUGGUGGUCUUUACGAUUCAGCGGUUGGAUUGGACGGAUAUUUCGGGAAAUGGUCCCGACGAUCGAGAAAAAGUGCGCGGUGGUCCUGGAAAAAGUCGAGGACACGAUACGUCCCAAAAUCGUGAUGCUGCACGACGACGAAUGCUGGAUUUUGCUUCCAGGGCCAAGAGCGCCAGUUCCAUGAGCACCGUGUCGUCAACUUCCUCGCUGACCACCGAAGAAGCUGUUCAUGCAUCGGGUCUCGAAUCGGAAAUUACAGAAACCGAAGGAGAAGACGAUGUCAGCCAAUCGAAAGGCCGUGCUGGUCUAGGCAGGCGAUAUCCAGCUCGGAAAUCUACGGACGCCGUCAACACCAUCCCGAAGGAAUCACUUAUUAGUGCUCCGGGAGGAUGCUCCUGUCACUGUUACCGUGCUCACGACGCCAUUCUCUACACGGCUCAUGUGGGAGACUGCAGAGCCGUGAUGUUGGGAUCGGCGCCUCCACGAACCAUCAAAGUGCGAGACUCUUUUGCCGAUCACCCCGACACCACGGACGACGAAUCCAGCCAUCACAGUAGUGAUGAAACAGAGUGUCUCAGUAGUAGUGACCACGACGCGGACAGUAGCGACGAUGACGAAAUCAUGGAGGUGGAAAAGCUGUCCGUGGGAAGCAACAAUAAUCGCAAGGCAUCCGCUUCCGCGACGACGGGAACGGGGAGCACUCCGUCAUUGAUGACCUAUAUGAAACGUCCCGCGAGAAGAUCUCGCCGUCGAACCAUGGAUGAUACCGGGGCAAAUGCGCCUUUCAUUGCUCUGCCGCCACUGGAAGAGAACGAAAGUAUUUAUCAUUGCCAUUCCGCGCCGAUGAUCGAGCUGGAAGUUGCAGACAUGGAACGACGGGAGAGACGAAAGCAGCGGGCGUUGGCCUCUGCGAGCAACGGGGCUAGUGCCGCGGCUGCUGCCGCGGGCACUCCGACAUCAAACAACAACAAUAACAACGGCGGAACCCAAGAAAGUGGAAAGGAUCCCUCGGAUUCAUCCACUUCUUCUCAAGACAGUGACGAUGUCAUGCGGCUAAUUCACCUUCCACCAGUGGCUCGUCCGAUUGACCUCACCACGGAUCACUCUGCUUACAAUCCCGCCGAAGUGACAGCAGUGCUUCGACGAUGCAACAACGCUCCCAGGGCUAUAUCGGCGGGUGUUGGAGGUGGCAUCAAACGCGUGGCUGGGAGCUUAGCGGUGACCCGAGCGUUGGGUGACGCUUAUCUGAAAACUCCCAAACUCUCCUUCCUGCCAUACAAGAGUCACGCGCCUUACAUCACGGCACGACCAGAGGUCAAUUGCCGUCCUGUGUCGUCGACAUCCGACAAAGUGCUGAUCCUUGCCACGGAUGGAGUUUGGGAACGAGCCAGUGGCGACGAUGCCUUGAGAUGGGUGAGAAAUUUCUAUACGGAACGUAUUGCCGAAGCAGAGAGGCGAAAGAUUCGCAGACUGAAGGAAGGCAAGCAGUCGUUUGCCAAAGACGUGCCGACAUCGGUCAUCUUGUCUCCGAACUAUUAUGACAUUCGCUUAGCACCGGCUAGUAGCAAUGGAAACACUCUCUUGAACAGCAGUGGCAACAACAGCGUUGUCAAGGGCUCUUUGGAACUGGAGCAAGAGCAGGAACGUCAGGAUGAUCAAAAUCAAAAGAUGGACACGAAAUCGUUGGAAUUGGAUUUGGAUUACUCUGGGCGCAGCAGGAGCCGGAAGCGUGGUGCAGUGGAGCCUCGCAGCCCAAGCCCCCCAAGCAACAAGCGACGCAAGAGGGGCGGUCGUCGGGGCAACGCUGUCCAGUGCGGAUGGUCCCGCAGUUCAUCGGUCGCCGAUGUCAUUGUACGACGAGUCCUCAACAAAGUGCGAAGGGCUCGAAACAUCUCGAGUUUGCAGGCGUUGAUGUCGCUUCCACAGGGCCGUGCGAGACGAUCCAAGCACGACGAUAUUACUGCGUGCGUGGUUGAUCUUUCCUCAUUUGUGUCCUAA